This is a messenger RNA of Pectinophora gossypiella (pink bollworm), 2913 nucleotides long. RefSeq names its product protein Lilipod (gene lili). The record is from RefSeq and is a predicted model, not a curated record. Gene Ontology annotation, molecular function: transmembrane signaling receptor activity. Gene Ontology annotation, biological process: signal transduction. Bases 335 to 2011 code for a protein of 558 amino acids. NCBI's taxonomy places the organism in Eukaryota, Metazoa, Arthropoda, Insecta, Lepidoptera, Gelechiidae. The transcript has 10 exons.
GCAUUGCGUGCUGUCAUUUCUUUUCAUUCUCCGCGCAGUCGUUCAUUCUCAUUCGUGGUUCUGCUUUUCAGCUGAUUGUUAAAAUUGGUCGUGUUUAAUAAUUUUCGUCGUCGUAGUUUUACGUGCUAGCUAUUUAUCGGAAUAAUGGUUACUAAAGACUUUACUUCUCGUUGAUCGAAUCUCGGUGCCCAUCGGAACUGACUGUGUAUUUAAUGUGAUGUGUAUCUUUGUUUACUUGUGUAAAAUGUUAUGAUUUGUGAAAAUGAAGUGCAAUUUUUAUGUGGAACAGUUUGAAGAAAUAUCUAUAAAGAGAUAGGAAGUUCUCGGACAGACGAUGGAUGAUGAAGAAGCUGAUCUGCGUGAACAGAUAUUCCACAAUAAUGUCAGGGAGCAAAUUAUAUUCCUGCUCCUCUUCAUAUUACUUUACCUCCUCUCGUUCAUGGUGAUAGAGAAGUUCCGUCGCCGGGACAGCGAGGAUUGCUUUUCCACCGACGAGGAUGAGGUGAAAGUAUACCGCAUCAGCCUGUGGCUGUGUACCCUGGCGCUGGCGGUGUCGCUCGGCUCGGCACUCCUGCUGCCCGUCUCGAUAGUCAGCAAUGAAGUGCUCAUACUGUACCCCAACAGUUACUACGUGAAAUGGCUGAACAGCUCCUUGAUACAGGGGCUGUGGAACCACGUGUUUCUAUUCUCAAAUUUAUCUCUCUUCGUGUUCCUGCCGUUCGCGUACCUAUUCUCGGAGUCCUCGGGCUUCCCUGGAUGCCGGGGGCUGCGGGGGCGCGUGUACGAGACCUUCAUAGUGCUGGCGCUGCUUGGCGUCGCCAUGUUGGGACUGGCGUACGUCAUCUCCGCCUGGCUCGAAGGCGACCGCUCCAGUAUUGACGCUCUACUUAAUCUAUGGACAUACUUGCCAUUCCUGUACUCCUGCGUAUCCUUCGUCGGAGUCCUAAUGCUGCUGGUGUUCACCCCGCUGGGCUUCGUGCGUCUGUUCGGCGUGGUGAGCGCGGUGCUGGUGAAGCCACAGUUCUUGCGAGACUUGCACGAGGAGUACUACGUGUACUCCUGUGAGGAGGAGACUCUAAGGCGGCGUAUACAGAACGCCGUUGCCACAGGAGCAGGCUACAUAUCCCCAGAGCCGAUGUACCCGGACCGCGGCGACGUAUCGGCGUCGAUCAACCCGGACCUAUCUAUGAAGGGCAGUCGCUCGUCGCCGCUCGGCAAGGAGACUCCUCUGCUGCGGCUGAGGAAUGGAGCGCUGCAGGCGGGGCUCGCUGACCGGCUGCACACAGUUGUUGCUGCUAGGAAGGAGGUGGAAAGCCAGCGCAAGACGUCGUCGUUCCAGCGCAACGUGGUGUACCCGCUGGCGAUGCUGCUCCUCCUCGCUACCACAGCUAUCACCGUGCUCAUGGUGCUGCAGAAUACCCUGGAGCUGCUCAUCGGGAUCAAGGCUCUACCGCUUAGCACCAGGCAAUUCACCCUGGGCAUAGCGUCGCUGUCCAAGCUGGGCUGGGCGGGCGCGACGCUGGAGGCGCUGCUGAUCCUGUACCUGCACGUGGCGUCGCUGGCGGGGCUGUCGGCGCCCGUGCGCGCGCUGCGCCUGCUGCCGCGGCCGCGCCGCACGCCGCUGGCGCGCAUCAUCGCGCUGUGCGCGCUGCUGCUCAUGCACUCCACCGCGCAGCCGCUGCUGGUCAAGAUAUUGGGUAUAACAAACUUCGACUUACUCGGCGAAUUUGGCCGCAUCGAAUGGCUGGGCAACUUCAAGUUGGUUCUGCUGUACAACGCGAUAUUCGCAGCCACCGUCACUUUGUGUCUCGUCAGCAAGUUCACAGCCAGUGUCAGGAGAGAGCUGUACAACAGAUUCAAGUGGGUGGCAGAUAUGUUCACGAUUGAGGAACCUGUGAAACCUCCGCGAGCCUCGGCGGAGAGAACCAUUAUACUGCAGAAAACCGAUCCUGUACCAUCAGCACCUGUGGCUGUAGCAGAUCAGGAUACAGAGCAUCAGAAGACAGAGUAGAAUUAUAAUUAGUCUCACGGAUCAGUAAGAUUUGACGAUAGUUUAUUUCGCUACAGAAUUAAGUAUGUGCCACCCUUAGGGUGGAAAUUCGAACACCGGAAGUCAAUGGUGUCGAUUUGGGCAACCACCAACUUUAACUUAAUUUGACAAGACUAAAACUCGCUCCAUCUCUUUCUUGCGCGUAUUGUCAGUGAAGGACGGCACUAGUUUAAGAUCUGUCAAAUUAGAAUUAGGUUCAGUUUGUGUGCGCCCGAAUAGGCAUCAAUUUCAAUACCGUAAACGCUAAAAUAUCCUAGUUUUUUCGUUUUGCAAAUAUCGAGUCAGAACUUAUGUAUAGUGCCAACUUACGUAAGUAAUAACUGGAUAUUUGCAAACAGACAAAAGAUUCUUGGAUAUUCUUAUGUUGACUUCAGUUGUGCGAAGAACUACUCCUUAACAUGUACGAAACAUGGACUCAACUUACUUUCUCGGACAAUCAGGUGUCUCCACCUGCAAUUUCGUAACAAGUCUCAAAAAAGUUAUCUACUUAUAAAAUAUUGCAAUUUUUUCUUCAAAUACCUACUUUAAUCUCAAGUAAUCAGUACAGUAACUAAUAAAUAAAUAGUAGAUAUUGGUUUUUUAACCAAUUUUAACCUUGAUUUGAAGGAAUCCAUUUUGAGGAAAGAACUUCUAGAUGAUUACAGGUUUCGAGUGCACUCCACUCUCAAUCUGCCUUCGGACAAUGUUCUACUGUUAGUAUUUUAAUGUUUAAAUUAUAGAUUGUACAAAAUAUUUUUCCAAUCUGUGAUGCUUAAUUUUAUUUUUUUAUUAUAAUGUAAUUGUAUGUUUGAUUAAGAAAUAUUAUUAUUAUAAAUUGCCAUUUUUUAUCUGAAAUAUAAAUACAGUAUUUCAUUGUUCAAUUA